Diplodia corticola is the source of this 450-nucleotide messenger RNA. RefSeq lists its product as uncharacterized. Bases 1 to 450 code for a protein of 149 amino acids. The record is from RefSeq and is a predicted model, not a curated record. NCBI's taxonomy places the organism in Eukaryota, Fungi, Ascomycota, Dothideomycetes, Botryosphaeriales, Botryosphaeriaceae. The transcript is spliced from 2 exons.
AUGGCGACAGCGCAGCCACGAGCAUCCGGUCACACCACGUCGGCCCGCCGCCUCGUUACCAAACGCCCGUUGACGAAACCCGGCGGCAAGGGCGGCGCGACGUCAUCGUAUGGCGGCAGUGGCAGCGUUGAUGAGAAGCCCUCGGAAGCACGCGGCUCCCUCAUGCUCGUGGCCCCGCCUCUGCCACCGUCCAAGAAGACGGCAGCAGCGGCAGCGGCUACUAAGAAAAGAAGCAAUACCGGAAACGGGAAAAAGAAACCUGUGAACGGGCCUUUGAGUGACUGUUACACCCCUGUCAAAGAAUCCGCGGCGGGUCAACAACACCGUGUCGACUCCUCGGUUGUGAGGCAGUUCAACUCGCGCCAGGAGCCCUCGCCGUUCCUCGACUCCGUGUACAUGGAGCGGAGGGCGAAGGCGUUAAGCGCCAUGCGCCAGCGUAGCUCGGCGUAG